AUGACGCAUUCAGCUCGACCUGUUGAAGCUGGGACCACAGCCUCCGCCGGCAAAGAGGUGCAAUUUGAAAAGGUGCUGUGGCGCAAACAGCCGUUUGCCGACAACUUUGUGCCUCCUACCUUCCUAUCCGACCUCCGAACCAACUCCCAGGUCAUCCUGCCCUCGCUCACGCAGCUCAUGCUCGCCUCGCUACGCAUCUCAACACGAUUCCUGCACGUGAUCCUGUUCACGCUCUGGUUCGUCCACCUGCAUUUGGGGACCGUAGAUGCCGAACUCGUGUUGCUCCUCGGCGGCGCAGCGAUGGCGCUCUACAUCCUUGUCCACACUGUCGUUUUUUCCACCGAUUCUACUCAGCCCAAACAAAGAGACGAGAGGAGGGGCAAGAAAGUGAUCAGCAAGAUCAUCAUAGCCGUCGUGCUGCUCGCUGUAUCACCGGUGCUUCGAACGCUCACCGAAUCCACCACUUCGGACAGCAUCUGGGCCUUGAGCGUUGUUCUCUUCUUCCUUCACCUCACGCUAGCCGACUACUCUUCCUCGGUCAAACCUCAGGCGCAAAAAGAGGCGAGUGGCUUGAGCGAUACCCUCUCGUUCAACGCCGCCAUGUCGGCAAGCGUAGUUCUGGCGUCCAGGCUGAACACCGACAGCGAGACAUUCACCCUUCUCGCCCUAGCAACCGUGCUAUUCGCCCCCUCGACAAGACCCUCAUCCGCAGCGGCGGAGAGAGGUGCAGAGAAAAAGAGAUGGGAGAAAAAGAGAUGGGAGUGUAUACCGUUCGUCUCGGCGUACGCGAUGACGAUGGCUACAGCGAUGCUGUUCAAAUUCAUCGUCGAGAAAGAGGGUGAGAGCGGGUGGGUGGGGAUCGUCGUGGUGUGGGUACAUCUGGUGGUCGCGUUCGUGAGCGUAGUCUGCCCGUGGUGGAUCGUCAGGGCGCAGAGCUGGAAGAUGGAGAUCAAGGGACCUUGGGACCCUGCAAAACCGGUCAUCUCGUCCAAGUAG
Molecule: messenger RNA, 996 nt
Organism: Pseudozyma hubeiensis SY62
Lineage: Eukaryota; Fungi; Basidiomycota; Ustilaginomycetes; Ustilaginales; Ustilaginaceae
Exons: 1
Coding region: 1-996 (331 amino acids)
Biological process (GO): GPI anchor biosynthetic process
Cellular component (GO): membrane; glycosylphosphatidylinositol-N-acetylglucosaminyltransferase (GPI-GnT) complex
Source: RefSeq, a predicted model, not a curated record